AUGGCAGACGUCUCGCCGUUCCCGGCCGAGCAUGCAUCCAUGUUUGCAGCCGAGUUUGAGGUCCAGGGUCGGCUGGGCUCGGGCUCGUUUGCCGAGGUCUUCAAGGCGUUGUGGAAGGUGGAUGGGCAGGUGUAUGCGGUGAAGAAGAGCCGGCACCAGUUCCGCGGAACUCGUGAUCGGCGACGGGCUAUCCAAGAGGUGGAGGCCAUUGCGGAGCUGCACUCGGAUCACUGUGUCAAGUACUAUCGGGCAUGGGAGGAGGACGGAUUCCUGUACAUCCAGAUGGAAUUCUGCGCGCAGGGCUCGCUGAUGAACUUCAUUGACUCGCACGCGGUGCUAGAGGAGGAGCUCAUCUGGCACGCGCUCAUCGACAUUGCGCUCGGGCUGGAGCACAUCCACUCGGCCGGCUUCCUUCACUUGGACAUCAAGCCGGAGAACAUUCUGCUGGACCAGAACGGCUCGCUCAAGAUCGGAGACUUUGGGAUCACUGUCCGGCUCGAGGGCGGCUCGUCGCAGACGGCGGCGCUGGCCAAGGUCGACCUCGAGGGCGAUCCGGCGUACCUACCGCAAGAGGUGCUGCAAGACGAUCCGAGCAAGCCUGUGGGCUCAGGAGUAGACAUUUUCUCGCUCGGGGCGACGGUGCUCGAGAUGGCGGCCAACAUCGAGAUGCCGCGCGGCGGCCCUCUGUGGCACGAUCUGCGCGAGGGCCGGCUCCCGUUGGAGGCAAUGGAGCGGCACAAGCGGUCUGCUGAGCUUGUGGCUACUGUGCAGUGGAUGAUGGAUCCGGAUCCUGCCAAACGGCCGUCGGCGGCCGAGCUGCUGGCGCACCCGCCGAUCCGGCGGCGGUCGCUCCACGAACGCAACGACGUGGAUGGAGGCGGCAAGCUGCGGUCCAAGGUCCAGGCCUUUUGCGCUGCAGGUGCUCAUCUGGUCUCCAACAUUUUGGCGUCGCCGUUCCGGUCGAUGACCAACGGCUCGAAGCUCGAUGCGGAGCUCUCGCCGAUUCACUCGCCGUCGCGGUCUGGCGAAGCAUCGUCCGAGUCGUCUGACGCAGCACAGAGCAGCAGCCUGCCAACGUUUACGCUCUCGCGGCCAAUGCGGGCUGGCGAGUCGGACUCGGAGUCGAUUGACGAUGAAGAGAUCCGGGCCAUGGGCUUCCCGUCGGCGGUUCUGUUUGACGAUUCAGACGACGACGAGGCGUCGGUCCGCAUGCGCGACUCACCGACGGUAGCGGACAUUGGGAACAUUUCGCGCCAUCUUGGGUUUGAUGACGACUCGGUGGACUGCAGCGACGAUGACAACGAGGCCGUCGACGACAGCGAGCCUGCGGGCCUGCUCUUCUCGCCCGGCUUUGAGCUCGGCUCACCGGUCCGGGGCGGGAUCACCAUCGACGUCACGCCGGCAUCUGCGGUCAAGUCGCCGCCGACUGGCGCGGUGGCGACGCCGACGACCGAGCUCUUUGCUGUUGCCGCCGACUCGCCCUCGUUUGUUCCGUCGUCUUCGUCGCGCAUUGCUCUGCGCAAGCGCGUGUCUUCCAAGUUUGCUCCGCUCCAGGUGUCGACGGUCGGCAAAGUGAGUGCCAAGCAGCCGGCGCUGGUUACACCGCGCGGCGGAUGGGACCUUGUUACGCCGCGGACAACAUCUGACACGAUCUUUGCCUUGCCUGCGGUGAAGAAGCAGUCGCCGCUCACAUUUGCGGCGGGUGCCACGCCGGUCGCGGCGGGUGCGGCGUCGGCCAAGUCUACGGCUUCCACGCUCUCUGCUCUUGCGGUCGUGCCCGAGUGGGUUUCGGGCGCACGGGCUUUUGGGCCUGCGGCAGCCUUCGGUCUUGUGCUUGUUGUCGUGGCGGCGCUGCUGGAGGCGGUUGUGUUUUCGGCACCGGGCUGGUCGCUCUCGAGUUUGGGGCGUAUUCUGAUGCUCGGCGCGCUGGCCUCGCUCCUCAUGCUGGCUUGCUCCAAGGCGUGGGUGGCGCAGCUGAAGGUACGCGAUGUGGCGGCCAUCGGGACGCUGGGGAUGGGAUACGCGGUGGUGCAGGCCGUGACGGCGUGAGUGCGGCGGCGGGUGGAUGCUGGUGAUUGCUUCGUGUACAAAGUUAAGAAAUGCAAAUGUGAGCCUCACACAUGGGCGGGCUACGUGGUGAAGUCAAGAAGUGUGUCGAUAAAGGCAGCGUGGAAC
This is a messenger RNA of Thecamonas trahens ATCC 50062, 2175 nucleotides long. Its product is annotated as WEE protein kinase. Gene Ontology annotation, biological process: protein phosphorylation. The transcript has a single exon. The record is from RefSeq and is a predicted model, not a curated record. Lineage: Eukaryota; Apusomonadida; Apusomonadidae. Gene Ontology annotation, molecular function: protein kinase activity; ATP binding. The coding region runs from base 1 to 2049 and encodes 682 amino acids.